GGAAACUCGCAACUCAUUCCUCUUGCGUGACAACCAGAUAUAAUUUAAAAUAAAUACGCAAACUAUCGCACUUGGCGUGAGGUCUAGAAUGUUUGUCUUUAAUAUUCCAUCUGUCAUCUAAAAUAACCUUUAAUAGCACAAAAAGGACAAAAGGUUAGCAUUUAUUUGGACUGUACUCGAAGGUGUUCGAAUAUUUUCUGCACAAAUCGGCUACAAAUAUUUAAUCGGGUCAGCUGAAGAAUUUACAUAUUAAUGUACCGAGUCAUCAGACGUAUACUCCAAAAAUACUCUACUUGGAGUUGUUUGGCGUUUGCGGCUCGCUUCACUAGUCGGGGAAAUAUCCCGCCAAUACUAUUACAGAACGGAUAAAGUCUCCUAUAUGUCUUUAAAGAUGGAGGAUUGGAAGAUCUCUUGGUUGUAAUGAGGGAAAAGAAAGGUUCCGUGAGAGGAAAGGAAGAGGUUGACAGAAUACGUGUUUUUGUGCGUAUUCGACCUUUGAAUGAUGAAGAACUUAGAAGAGGAGAAACAGUUGGUUUUGAAACGAUAACAGAAAGAAAUGAGAUUGUUUUCAGUGAUGGUAAGGAAAAGAGAUUUAAUUUUGAUGGCAUCUUCACAGCCAGUGCAUCAAACAGAAGGGUUUUCAAAGAAAUUGGUAAACCAUUGGUUGAUGCGGCAUUCAGGGGGUAUAAUGGCACUCUCAUGGCUUAUGGACAAACAGGAACAGGUAAAACUUACACACAGAUGUCUCAUGGUGGUGUUUGCAUGCUGUCAGUUCAGAAGCUUUUCAAGAGAAUACAAAAUGAUGGCCAGCAUGACUACAAGGUUUACCUGUCGUACCUGCAAAUCUAUCAAGAGAAGAUCUUUGACCUCAUUAACCCUGACCACAGACUUGAAAUGGUUUUGAGAGAAGACCCUAAGAAAGGAGUGUAUGUGGAAAACUUAACAGAGUACGUUGUACGGAGCGCUGAAGAGGUGAUGUCUUUGAUAAGGUCAGGGAAAAAGAGACUGAUUUUUGCUGAAACCCGAAUGAACAGACUUUCAAGCAGGUCCCACUCGGUCUGUCAAAUAACGGUCGAAAGAUCUAUCGCAAGAGAAAGUGUGCAAAAAUCUGNCUCUACUGUAACCAAUUCCAGCACUGCCUCGACCCARCCUCGGAGACGACACAGUAGCCAUGACAACUCAGACGCCAUAAGCUCCAAAAUACCAAUGCCCAAAUUUGGUAUAACACGUGCGCAGGCAAUCCMUGAUCACGUGACAAGCGCUUCAAAGAUCCCUACACCUCUGAGAAGAGGCUCGCACGAUGAACAGAAGAAUUUCCAUUCAUUCAUACCCCAYCAAGCUUCUACUCCCAAUCUUCGUACGCCGACAGAGAGUCUAAGAACGCCGAGUAAUUUUAGAUUUGCGUCUGUGUCUUCUCUACCUGAGCUGCCUUCAGCCAUCAAGCCACCGAAUAGGUUAUCGUUCCAUGAACUUACUGAUAUUAUUGAGAUGGUAUUAAUAUUGCUUUGCAUUUUUCGUCUUGUAUUUCAGAAAUCUCCUGUAGGUAUUUCUGGUAUUUUUGAGGACGAGUCUGAUAUUUUUGAUGAAGAGGAGGACGAUGACGAGGCAUUCUUGCAAUCGAUAAAGAUUCGUGAUGAUGUCGUAACGAGGGGGAGAAUAAACAUAUGUGAUUUGGCCGGAAGUGAAAGAGUCAAGCGAGCCCAAGUAGACGGAGAAAGGCUAUCAGAACUACAGCACAUUAACCUGUCACUAUUGGAAUUGGGGAACACGAUCCACGCUCUUUCAGAAGGUAACAGGACUCAUAUUCCAUACCGUAACUCGACCCUGACGCGGCUUCUUCAGGACAGUCUUGGAGGAAACUGUAAAACUGUUUUUGUGUUGUGUGUCUCUCCCACAAGAAUGGACCUCAGCGAAACGAGAUGUACGCUGGAGUUUGGCUCRCGGGCACUCAAAAUCAAAAACACCACUUAUGUCAACAUGGAGGUCGACUUUGUUAAGCUUGCUGCUGAUCUGCGAAGAAAACUAGAAGCACAAGACCUUGAGAUUCAGUCCCAAAAAGAAUGUUACGAAAAACAAAUGCAAGAGCUACAGAACGAUCAACUUGCUAAGCUGGCCGAGAAAGAGUCGCUCUUGGAGCACGAGAAAGAUGAAGCCAGAGAAGAGGCGGAGAAACUCAAAGCUGAAAAUGAAAAUCUCAAGAAACGCCUCGAGGAGGARAGCAACAGGAAAAGUCUUCUGGAGCAAGAAAAUCUUGAAUUCUUAGAAAAAUCUCUACGAGAAGAAAAAGAAAAAAGUGAAAAACUAAGCGAGCAUCAAAGAGAGAUUGAACGACUGAAGCAAGAACUCAAAGAAGAAAAACGCAAGUCAGUUUUACUUGAAGAGCGAACCAAGGUUGACCUUGAAAAUUUACUCGAAGCAGAGAGACAAGAAGCCAUUAGACGUCAGUUAAUGGAGAGAGAAAAGUUUGAAGCAGAGCUCGAGGAAGAAAGACAGCGCGGACUAGUUGAGCAAAGAAAACAAACAGAGAGAGUUUAUCGUGAUGCGUGCUGUCAAUCACCUACUGAAGACAUGAUUGAUAUCGGACUAGAUCAGCCCGUGAUUCCAGAAUGUGCGUCAACAGAAACGCUUYACAACGUUCUACUCGCAGAAAUCAUGUCUCUGCAACUGUUAUACCAAAUGCAAGAUAUUGCUGAUGUCUGUAAUGGUGUUCUUCCAAGAUCGACUGAUAGUGGRUGGGCUGAUUAUGACGAUGAUCUGCUGGAAAACGUAGGGAUGAAUCUGCUAGAGAAAGGAGGGAUUAUUUUGGACACUUUGAGGCAUAGYGGUGACGUAACAUCACACAUGACAAGUACCGAUUCUCUACGAGAUGUUUUUGUAUUUCCAUUUCCAUCGUCUCCUAAGAUUUCGUGCAGCACCGAAGAACGAAGCAAUCCCUCCAUUUUAAGAAUCUCUCGCGACCUCAUGAACGAAUUCGGUCGUAAAGAAACCAUCCUUGAGCAGCUCCAUAACGCAUCAUCUUCCACCAUGGGAUCCAAAAUCAGUAGUGAAUACUCCAUUGAUAACAAAAACGUAGAGUCUGGGACGAGCUCUAGUAUGAGCUCCUAUUGUGACCAAGAACCCUUGAGCCCACGUGCAAAACGUCAACCAAGUGACAGCGGUUGUAGUACACAGCACAGCGAAACUGAUUCUCCAGUGGAGCAACGACCAAAACUUCACAAGGCAUUCAGCAGUAAAGGUAUUGGUUCAAAUGUGUGUGUUCCGUUAGCAGAAGAAGAUGAUGAAGAUUUAUUCAACGACAUGGAAGAUGUUGAACAGGAACAAAGCAUGGAGAUACUAAAAGACAGAGUAUCUAAACUCGAUUUAGAGUUGACAAGGCUGAAGAAUGAGCUGGACAGAGAGACUGUCAACUUCUUCUCGGCGGUAUUUCUGGUGGACUUGUCUUCAUAUGUUGAGGAAGAUUCGCCCCGCGUGAUGAGGUACCUAUUCGACUGUGUACGAGAUAAACUGUCCGCAGAGAUCGCUAACAAAAGCGACACUAGCAAGGAAGCAAACGACCUUGAGCUUCCAUUAUCAGUGUUAGAACAGGCUGUCAAUCUUCUUCUGGUGAACAAAACGGUCUUGAGCUGUAUACUGGUGCUACAGAAUAGAGCGCGCAUCAGUGAAAGACAGAGAGACGACCCACUGCCAAGUAUCGAUCUGUCGUCUACACUUGAACCACAAGAAGACCUCAAGAUUGAUCAAGAAGUUCAAACAGAAGAACCAUCRCGAUCCUUCAAGCAACACAAACGAAGAGAUGCUGGUACAUGCACAGAACCUACGAGCCCUGUACAUCACAGGGAAUGUCAGACAAGCGAUGAUUGGACCAUAUCAAGUUCUCCUAUCCUGAGUGGCAAUCAAGCAAGUGGCACGACCGCAAUCAGCCAAGAAGAUCCCUGGAGCAAACGGCUCGAAGAAGCAUUGACAUCCAACGAUACAUUCUUCUCCGAAAACCUAUCGCGUGUUCCCGAUGGCGCCUCCAUAGCUGAUACGCCUAGUGCUGGCGCUAGUGUUGAAGAACAUCUGCCAAUCAGAAACCAGAAAGAAGAAAAUCAAAUCCCAUCAGAAGACGAAGAAGAUGAGAACUCGAAACAGAAGAAGAAAAAAAUGAACUUACUUUCUUGUUUAGGACCAAGGGCUAAAAUAUCUUUUAGAAAAAAGAAAAACGCAAAAGCACCUGGAGAAAAACCCGAUAAAUUAAGUAAGAAUAAAUAGAUUUUUUAAAAGUAAAACACAUUCGACAAUAAAGGAACAUUAUAUAGGGGAUAUGAAAACAUUUAUUAUUUGCUGAACUGAAACAAUGACAGUUAGUUAGUUAGUUUAUUACGAAAAAUAUAUUUGAAUAAGAAGUAAAUCACCACUGCCCUACAAAUAGUUAAGACUAAUCGAGGCAGUGUAAUGCAAGCGAAUAAAGAGGAACAAAAAAUCCAUUGGUAAACGCCAUCUUCAGACAUGUUGAAUUAGGUUGUAAUUUAAACGCUUUGCCUUGUGGAAAAUCCAGCUUUCAAAAGAAGAUAUCAUUUCUCAUAUUCGCAAAAAUGCCCGUUGAAAAUAAAGAAAGAGAGAAGUCACAGGAA
Messenger RNA from Actinia tenebrosa (Australian red waratah sea anemone), 4613 nucleotides. Its product is annotated as kinesin-like protein KIF3B. Lineage: Eukaryota; Metazoa; Cnidaria; Anthozoa; Actiniaria; Actiniidae. Gene Ontology annotation, molecular function: microtubule motor activity; ATP binding; microtubule binding. The record is from RefSeq and is a predicted model, not a curated record. Gene Ontology annotation, biological process: microtubule-based movement.